This is a messenger RNA of Camellia sinensis, 922 nucleotides long. RefSeq names its product temperature-induced lipocalin-1. The record is from RefSeq and is a predicted model, not a curated record. Gene Ontology annotation, cellular component: cytoplasm. Gene Ontology annotation, biological process: lipid metabolic process; response to reactive oxygen species. Lineage: Eukaryota; Viridiplantae; Streptophyta; Magnoliopsida; Ericales; Theaceae.
AGCCAAAAGCUAUAUAUACAUACAUAUCUCAAUACCCACAAAUCAGUAUCUCUCAUACACACACCAACUGUUUGAAUCAAUGGCCAAGAAAGCAAUGGAAGUGAUGAAGGGUGUAGACCUAAAGAGGUACAUGGGUAGGUGGUAUGAGAUAGCUUCAUUCCCUUCAAGAUUUCAACCCAAAAAUGGGAUGAACACAAGGGCUACCUACACAUUGAGGGAUGAUGGGACUGUGCAUGUAUUGAAUGAGACUUGGAGUGAUGGCAAGAGAGGGUUCAUAGAAGGGACUGCUUACAAGGCUGACCCAUCUAGUGAUGAGGCCAAGCUCAAAGUCAAAUUCUAUGUCCCUCCAUUCUUGCCCAUCAUCCCUGUUGUUGGGGACUACUGGGUUUUGUAUCUUGAUGGUGAUUAUCACCAUGCCCUAAUUGGACAGCCCACCAGAAAUUAUCUUUGGAUAUUAUGCAGGGAGAACCAUCUUGAUGAAGAGACCUACAAUCAGCUUGUUGAGAAGGCCAAAGAAGAAGGGUAUGAUGUGAGCAAGCUUAAGAAGACACAGCACACUAAUCCCCCACCAGAGGGAGAAGAAGGCCCCAAGGACACCAAAGGAGUUUGGUGGAUUAAAUCCAUGUUAGGGAAAUAGGCAGUGGCUAAUGCUAGAUAAAGAAUGUCAUCUAUGAAACAUAGAAAUAAAAGGGUUUUAGGCCUAAAAACCUAGCUGCAAAUUCUAGAUUGAAAGUGCUGUUAUUUGAUUAGCGCCCUUUACCCCUAUUAUUUCUUGUAACAAGUUUAGUUUGUGGUUGAAAGUUUUGAAGCACUGUGGAUUUAUAGCUUCCUUUGAAUUUUCAAUGUUGUCCAUGAAACAUAGAAAUAAUGGGGGCUAAAACCCUAGUUGCAAAUUCUACUGUAUUUGAUUAUCCUUUGCCCA